Plasmodium gonderi is the source of this 357-nucleotide messenger RNA. RefSeq names its product conserved Plasmodium protein, unknown function. The record is from RefSeq and is a predicted model, not a curated record. Bases 1 to 357 code for a protein of 118 amino acids. Lineage: Eukaryota; Apicomplexa; Aconoidasida; Haemosporida; Plasmodiidae. The transcript has 2 exons.
AUGAAUUUUAAAAAAACAGAGUUAUCGAAAAAUAAUGUUUCCUUAAAAACAUGUCAAAGUAAGGACAUUUCCAUGUAUGGAGAAGAUGAUUUUUUCUCUAAUUCCACUUUAUCUGAUGUUGAAGAUUCUUAUAAAUUUUGGGAAAAUGCCGAUGAUAGCAACAUUUUUGAAAUAUGCAAAGAGUUCGAAAGUUCGGGAGAUGAAACUGAAAAAAACGGUAUAGAACACAACCUAGACACUCCCAAAUUGUACUCUAGCGUUGAAAUUAACACGUCAUCAAAUGAUUUAGGCAUUAUUUUGGAGGAUGAAAAUUAUUUUAAAAAGGAUGUGGAGAAGACAUCAUUAAAUGAUAAUUAA